UAUUAUUUUUAAUUAUUGCUGCUCUCGUUUUUCUCUCUGAUUAGUUAUUAUAUGUAGAUGCGUGGUGUUCAGAAAUUUUAAUCAAAUACGAAGCGUGCAAUAAAUCACACGUUUGAUUUCGGAAAUACCGCUAAGAGUGUGACUGUGUGAGAAUGUACUAAUUUAUCUGCUGAAUGAUGUUUUCUAUUUGAUGUUGUUAAUAUACUUAGGUUUAUGAAAGUAUCCCUUUGGUUUCCAGUAGAGAGGUGGGUGGCCUAGGCAAUUUUUUUUAUUAAAUCAGAUAAUCUCGUAUCUAAGCUAGUUAAUUUUGGGAAAGGGAUAUCACCGAUUUUUUAUACCAGUGGAAGGCCAUUCUGCUUGAUUACGCCUAGGAUGAGUUGGAACUGAUUGCUUGUUGGGCUUAUUUUGAAAUAUGCGCAGCAGCAGCCACAGAGUUUAGGAAUGGAUGGUUUUGGAGUUCCACCAUCGCAAUACAAUCCUCUUGAUGAGCCAAGUCCGUUGGGUUUGCGACUAAGGAAAAGCCCAUCAUUACUGGAGUUGAUUCAAAUGAAACUGUCCCACUCCUCUGUGCCUAAAGUCGGAACUCCUAGUAAUAGUAAAAAGGAGUCCUCCAGAGCUGCUGGGGGAUCUGGUGAUAAGUUGAAGGCCUCCAAUUUUCCUGGUUCAGUUCUAAGAAUCGGGACCUGGGAGUAUAAAUCAAGAUAUGAAGGAGACUUGGUGGCAAAAUGUUAUUUUGCCAAGCAUAAGCUGGUGUGGGAAGUUCUCGACGGGGGUCUUAAGAAUAAAAUUGAAAUUCAGUGGUCUGAUAUUAUGGCAUUGAAGGCAAAUUAUAGUGAUGAUGCUCCUGGAACUUUAGAUGUUGUGCUGGCACGACAGCCUCUUUUCUUUAGGGAGACCAAUCCACAACCUAGGAAGCACACUCUUUGGCAAGCAACAUCAGAUUUUACUGGUGGACAAGCUAGUAUAUGCAGACAACACUUUUUGGAAUGCCCACAAGGCUUGUUGGGGAAACACUUUGAAAAACUCAUUCAGUGUGAUCCCCGCUUGAACUUUCUUAGUCAGCAAGGGGAAACUAAAUUAGAAUCUCCAUAUUUUGAACCCCGGAUUCCUGCUUUUGACGAUCAGACUGAGGACAAUCAUGAAUUAGAUUUGAAUAGGGAGGGAAGCCCUUCCUUCUUCAGCUUGCAGGAUACUGCUUCACCGGCAGGGCCUCAAUCUUCAUCCUCAAAGAAUGAUGUAGAUGUUCUUGGCAGACAUUCGGAAUCUUACCCCUGUGAAACACCAUCUCCAAGCUCAGCUAGGGGCGCAUUGACCGUUGAAGAUAUCAAAAACAGCAGAAUUGAUCAACUGAAGGAGUUCAGUAAUUGGGAUCGGAUCAAAGCCCCUGGUCUCCACACUUCUAUGUCUAUGAGCGACUUAGUGAGCCAUCUCGAGAAUCGGAUAUCAGAACAGGGUACCUCUGAGAAUCCUACACUCUCAAGCGAGGAAUGGCAGAGCCUCCAAAUCUUGGAUGACAUCAAACAGUGCUUGUUUAGUGAAACUCAGCACUUGCCAGACUCAUAUGAGAAAUCACUCAUGUCUAGGGUUGAUUCUCUUUGCUGCCUCCUGCAGAAAGACACCCCUGCAGGUUCCAGCGCUCAGCUCAGAAGGGACAACAGCCUCAAUCUUUCAUUGAUGCAGAAAGGAGAAGAUGAAUUGAGUAGUGAUGGUUCAUUGUCUAUGGACAAGAAGGCUGGAGAUAGCAAUAACGAAGAUGUCUCGGGCCCUAACCAGGCGUCGUCCAUGUCGAGGAAAGACUCUGUUGGAGAGCUGCUGCUUAAUCUCCCUAGGAUAGCUUCUCUACCACAGUUCUUAUUCAACAUUUCUGAAGAUUAUGAAAACCAAGCUCGAUGAUGCACACUAGUUGGAGAUGGAUGCACGUGUGUACAUGGGUGUGUAGUCGGUAUGUAUGGUGCCAACAAUCUGUGUAGUUUGAGGGUUCGGAAAUAAGAUUGAUGAUGAAUCCUGUAAUUAGUUAUGUUUUGAAGUUGGCAUUUAGAUACUCUCUGCUUCUGCUGGUUGAUAAAUAUCCUGCUGCAAAUUUGCACUUCCUAAUCCUGAAAUCAUACUUUUGCACCAAUGCAUACUGUUGUACGUCUGUAAGAAUAUUAACACAGUGUCUAAUAUUAUAUGCCUAUGAUUGUGA
Molecule: messenger RNA, 2185 nt
Organism: Salvia splendens (bonfire salvia)
Lineage: Eukaryota; Viridiplantae; Streptophyta; Magnoliopsida; Lamiales; Lamiaceae
Exons: 6
Coding region: 442-1893 (483 amino acids)
Source: RefSeq, a predicted model, not a curated record